AUGUCUUUGUACGGUGCGAAAGACUCCGACUUCAGGCCUGUCCCUUACACAAGAUUAGCUCCAUGCGAGCGAAAACCUGAAGGGGAUAUCAACUGCCCUGACAUUCGUAGCAAUGGAACCACACGGCUUCGACAAGGUCAACUCGUCCUAACCAGAAUUCUAAGAAUCUUUGAUCUUAUAGCUAAAAAGCAUGGCAUAAGAUACUGGUUGUACAGAGGGACUUUAUUAGGCGCUGCACGUCAUAAUGGACACGUCCCUUUCGACAACGACAUAGAUAUAUGUAUUCCUAAAGAAGACUAUGAGAAGUUUGUUAAAUACGGCGUCAAAGAACUUCCUGAGGAUAUAUUUUUUCAAACGGAAGAAACGGACCGCCACUGGGAAAUUCUACCUUUUAGCGGCUUGCUCGGAAAAUUGCGGGACAUGCGGAGUUGCUAUGGCUGUGGCAGGGCUGGUAGCUGUAAACACAAAAAUGGCUUACAAUUAGACAUGUUCGUUGUUGAAAUGGACUCUAGUGGUAAUUUCUUAGAACUAUUCUCUCACUCAAAUUUGUUUCGUCGAAGAUAUAUUUACGGCCCUUAUGUAAGAAAACCGAGCGAUAUUUUUCCAUUGGCAGAAUUGAAUUUCGACGGCUUUCCUCUUCCAGCUCCGCGAGAGUGGAAGAAAAUUUUGCACUCAUUCUACGGCGAUUUUAUGGUGAUACCAACAAAUAAACCAGUCGGGCAUUUAAAUUCAGAUCCGUUUCACAGUUGUGACGAGAUGCAAUGA
Molecule: messenger RNA, 765 nt
Organism: Porites lobata
Lineage: Eukaryota; Metazoa; Cnidaria; Anthozoa; Scleractinia; Poritidae
Source: the annotation of a GenBank genome assembly